Messenger RNA from Cydia splendana, 10422 nucleotides. Its product is annotated as fibrillin-2-like. Gene Ontology annotation, molecular function: calcium ion binding. Lineage: Eukaryota; Metazoa; Arthropoda; Insecta; Lepidoptera; Tortricidae. The transcript is spliced from 57 exons. The record is from RefSeq and is a predicted model, not a curated record. The coding region runs from base 36 to 9065 and encodes 3009 amino acids.
UUAAUGUGCUAUUUUUCCAGGGUCAUGGUGUCAAGAUGACAGCGUGGCUGUUCUUCCUGGCGGCCGCGUGUGCCGCCGAGCCGCUGCACAGCACGCCGCGCACGCGGCACUGGCGCGGCGCCCGGCCGUUCGACAACGCGCCCCAGCACUUUGUGGGGCCGCACGUUUGCCGCAGUCGCAACAGCACGCAUUGCUGUCCAGGGUGGACGUCGAGACCUAACUCCUUACUAUGUGUAGUCCCGCUAUGUCGACCGGACUGCGGGUCGCCAGGGGCCUGCAUAGCACCCAACAUGUGCCGCUGCCCCAGCGGCGUGGAGGCGCCAUCUUGCCUACAGGGCGGCGUUUACCCUUAUCCCGUGCGGACGCGGGGCGGGUGCCGACGGAUAUGCAUGAACGGCGGCACGUGCACCAACGGGACGUGCGCGUGUGCGCCCGGCUGGAGCGGCGAGUUCUGUACUGAACCAAUCUGUCGAGAGCCCUGCCUGCACGGCGGGCGGUGUAUAGCGCCGGACAGGUGCGUCUGCUUCCACGGCCUGUCGGGGACCAGGUGCGAGAUAGACAGGAGGACAGGCCCCUGCUAUACAGAAACGAGGAAUGCCCUAUGCACGGGGGCGUUAGAAGGAGUAGUUUGUACGAAACAGCUUUGCUGCGCCACUGUCGGCGUGGCGUGGGGACACCCUUGCGAGCGCUGCGGGGACCUGGACUGUCCCACGGGACAUCUGAGGAACCUGGCCACUAAGGAGUGUCAGGAUAUAGACGAAUGUGCAGCGGUACCGGGGCUCUGCGAAGGAGGUCGCUGCGUCAACUCAAUAGGAUCCUUCUCUUGCGAAUGCCCCCCGGGGCAACGGAGACACAAACUCACCAACAACUGCGAGGACAUCGACGAGUGCGAGGACCCUGACAUCUGCCCGAACGGAAAAUGUGUAAAUACAGAAGGCGACUACUACUGCUUAUGCAAUCCGCACUUCAUACCGAGUCCAGAUAAGAAGUUUUGUAUAGAUGGUCGCGUUGGCAGUUGCUUCGCGUACAUGAGUGACACGGGCGAAUGCUCCGACCGGCUAGCGGUGUCUCUUUCCAACAGAGACUGUUGCUGCGGCUACAACAUGGGCAGGGCGUGGGGGGACCUGUGCCAGCCGUGUCCGUUGAGAGGAUCUAUUGACUGGACGCAUUUGUGCGGCGGUGGCGCUCUACCUCCGGGCUGGGGCCGCAACGGAACGGAGAGCGGCAGCGGCACCGACGACGAUGAACCGCAUUUCAUUGCUAAGAUCAACGAGUGCAUGCUGCGUAGCGGCAUUUGCGGGCUCGGCCGGUGCCUAGAUAAGGAUAAGGGAUACCAAUGUAUUUGCGACGACGGAGCGGAGCUAUCAGAGAAGGAUGGAAACCCGAUCUGUAUCGACAUCGACGAGUGCGCGCUCGACUACUGCCGAGGGGGCAACUGUGUCAACAAACCUGGUGGAUUCGAGUGCAGGUGCCCUCCUGGCUUCGAUCCAGUGGAAGGCGGCUUGAGAUGCAGCGACAAAAACGAAUGCGACAUGACGCACGGGCGUAUGUGCACCAACGGGGAAUGUGUUUUAGUUGAUGGAAGCUAUGAAUGCACGUGCAACUCCGGCUACGAGCCCACAGAGACCGGGCACGCGUGCCGCGACGUGGACGAGUGCCGCGACAACCCGCGCGUGUGUCGCCGCGGCCGCUGCCGCAACACGCCGGGCAGCUACGAGUGCCAGUGCGAGCCCGGCUUCGAGCUCACCGCGGCCGGCUACUGCGGGGAUGUGGACGAGUGUGCUCAAGGCGCGUUGUGCCAGGGCGGACGCUGCGUGAACAACGAAGGCUCGUUCCAAUGCGUAUGCGAGGCCGGAUACCGAACCACGCCGGACCGCGGCGCGUGCGUCGACGUCGACGAGUGUUCCGAGCAGCGUGUGUGCAGGAACGGGCGUUGUCAUAACACGCCGGGGUCGUUCCGGUGCGAGUGUACACCGGGCUUUACGCUUAGUAAUGAUGGCCGGACCUGUCUUGAUGAAGUGAAAGAUCUAUGUUACGAAAAGUUCGAGGAAGGGCAUUGUAGCGGGCCGGGAUCCGCCACAGUCACAAGGUCUCAGUGCUGCUGCAGUGCUUCGAAAGGUUUACACGGCUGGGGCGGUUUGUCCUGCAAAGCGUGCCCAGAGAAAGGAACCCGCGAAUUCGAAAUCCUGUGCCCUGAAGGCGCGAGCAAGGAUAAUGGCGGCUCGGACAUAAACGAGUGCACCAUGAUCCCCGGUAUCUGCGCGCACGGGGCCUGCGAGAACCUGGCCCCAGGGUACAGGUGCAUAUGCGACCCCGGCUUCCACUCCGACGGCGACGGCUGCAAGGACAUCGACGAGUGCGACAUGCACCAGUCCUUGUGCAACGGCGGGCAGUGCCGCAACACGCCUGGCAGCUUCACGUGCGUAUGUCCGUCCGGCACGCGCUACGAGCCGGACGAGCAGCUCUGCCGCGACAUAGACGAGUGCGAGGGUGAGAUCAAUUUCAUCGAGAGCGAUUAUGACCGCGGGGACAUCCCCCCCAUGUUCCCAGUCACAGAGCAAGUGAAUCCGUGCGAGAACGGACGCUGCAUCAACACGCACGGCGGCUACGAGUGCAAGUGCGAGCCCGGCUUCGUGCUCGAUGCGAGCGCUAGACAUUGUCUCGAUAACCGCCGAGGGUCAUGCUGGCGGCGCGUGGUGGACGGACAGUGCGAGGCGGCGGCGCCGGGCGCGCUGCUGCGGCAGGAGUGCUGCUGCAGCGUCGGCCUGGCGUGGGGCUCCCCCUGCGAGCCCUGCGACACCAGCGACUGCCCCUGCCCGAAGGGCUACAUCAAGUUGGAUGGGACGACAUGUCGGGACGUGGACGAGUGCGAGCUAGACCGAGACCUGUGCGGCGGCGGACGCUGCGUCAACACGGACGGUUCAUACCGCUGCGAUUGCCCUGACGGUCUUACUCUUGAUCCCACCGGCAACCGAUGUGUAGAUACGCGUCGGGAGUCGUGCUACACGGAGUACUCUGUGGGCCACUGCAGCGGUGCGCUGAGCGGCGAUGUACACAAGUCGACCUGCUGCUGUUCUGUCGUCGGACGAGCUUGGGGCAGCGCGCGGUGCGAACCCUGCCCUAAACGAGGAACAGAUGCAUUCCGCAACCUGUGCAUAUCGGAAGCCAACCUCCCCCCUAACGUCUGGAACCGUCCCGGCGGCGGCCCGUUCGGCGGAGCUUUCAAUAAUAGCGACAACUUGAACAUCAACUUCAACGGCCUCGACGACGGAUGGGGCGGGCCAGGUCGGCCUCCUGGUUACCGGGGUCCUGGCGGUCCAAAUGGUCCCUUGGGCCCCGGUGUGCACGGUGGUCCCAACGUGAUCGCGGGUCAGAUGGACGUGAACGAGUGCUCGGCGUUCCCGGGGAUGUGCGGCCAGGGCAGGUGCAGGAACACGCCUGGCUCGUUUGAGUGCGACUGCUUCCCUGGAUACGAAAAGGACGGCAAAAACCAUACGUGUGUGGACGUUGAUGAGUGCCGCAUCGUAGACGACGUGUGUGGUGCUGGUGAAUGCUUCAACACUGAGGGUGGUUUCCAUUGUCGCUGCCGGCCCGGACAUAAGGCCGACGGACUCAGCAAGGUCUGCGUCGAUAUCAACGAAUGCGUGGAAAUGCCUGAUUUAUGCCGUAACGGGCACUGCGUGAAUACGCCGGGAUCAUACCGCUGCGAGUGCGGGCUCGGCAUGGAGCUCGCGCCCGACCGGCUCUCCUGCAAGGACGUCGACGAGUGCUCACUCACAUCCGGUAUCUGCAGCAACGGCGCUUGUGAGAACCAGAUGGGAACAUACCAAUGUGUGUGCGACGAGGGCUAUGCGCAGUCCACUGUGAAAAGUCACUGCGAAGACAUCGACGAGUGCACCGAGGAUCCUACGAGAUGCCAGCAUGAGUGUGUCAACACACCCGGGUCUUAUCACUGCAUGUGCCGUGACGGCUGGCACCUUCGCGCUGACGGACGGACGUGCCGCGACAUCGACGAGUGCUCCGGCGCCCGUGUGUGCGGCGGCGGCGAGUGUCGCAACACGCCGGGCGGAUACGUGUGUUCGUGCGGCGAAGGCUUGCUGCCCGCGCCGGACCGGGCGAAGCCGACGUGCUUGGACGUGGACGAGUGCGCUGACAACCCAGACUUAUGCGGAGCGGGCGAAUGCCGGAACACCAUCGGCAGCUUUGUGUGCCGCUGCCCGGAUGGCUACAGCGUGAAGCCAGAACAAGGACCAGCUUGUACGGACGACGAUGAGUGUGAACUUGGAACUUGCGACUGCCACCCUAGCGCCGACUGCGUUAACUUGCCCGGCUCAUUCCAAUGCCGCUGUAGAGAGGGUUGGCGCGGCGACGGCAGCGAAUGCGAAGACGUGGACGAAUGCCUGACGAACAAUGGUGGCUGCCAUCCGCAUGCGACCUGCCGCAACACAGAUGGCUCUUUCAUGUGUCUGUGCGACACUGGAUAUAAGGGAGACGGUUACAUGUGUACGGACAUCGAUGAGUGCGAGAACGACCCCACAUUGUGCGAGAACGGCCACUGCUCAAACACUCCUGGCGGUUACGAGUGUGACUGUGACGUCGGCUUCACCAGGUCGCCUGACGCCACUUCAUGUCUCGACAUGGACGAGUGCGCCACAUUUGACAACGUGUGCGUGUUCGGUCGCUGUGUGAACACAUACGGCAUGUUCAAGUGUAUCUGCGACAAGGGAUACCAAUCCGACAGUGUGGAUGACUUGAUGCCCGGUUUCAAUUGCACGGACGUGGACGAGUGCAAGUCGCCGCAGUCGUGCCAGUACGGUACUUGCAUCAACACGGAUGGAUCCUACAUCUGCCGAUGCCCGCCUAAUUACGAGUUAGUUUCGGAUGGAACCGCUUGCUUCGACUCUCGUAAAGCGCGCUGCUACGGCAGAGUGGACCUCCGUUCGGGUACCGAACACUGCCUCAACGGCGACGAGCUCUCUGAAGAUGGGACCAUGGCUGCCUGCUGCUGCUCCGUGGGUGCUGCAUGGGGUAAAUAUUGCGAUCUUUGCCCGGAACCAGGCUCUGAGGCUUACCGGCAACUCUGCCCUGGCGGGCCUGGAUACCAACCCGUGCUGGAACCGCCAUCAUACGUCGUGACCCUAUCCGACAUCGACGAGUGCGCACAACACCCCGCUCUAUGCGAGCACGGAACAUGUACCAACACUUUCGGCUCCUUCGUGUGUGCGUGCGGGGAAGGCUGGGCGUUAGCGCAUGACCAGAGGAAAUGCGAAGAUAUCGACGAGUGCUUGGAGCCGGAGAUUUGUGGCCCUGGAGUGUGCAGGAAUCUGCCGGGGUCUUAUGUGUGUCUCUGUCCAGACGGAUACGUCGCCAUGCCUAAUGGAAAGGAAUGCGUUGACGUCCGCCAACGGCAAUGCUACAUGGACUGGGACCCAGACACCGAGCGCUGUUCCUCCGCCGUCGGCGUGCCCCAGACCAAGUACCUCUGCUGCUGCUCCGUGGGCCGCGCCUGGGGCGAGCCUUGCGAGGCCUGCCCGGACAAGAACUCUCGGGAAUAUUCUGUGUUCUGUGGCGCUGAGCCAGGGAACUACAGGGACCCGACUAAUAAUGAGACCAAGCCUAUUGAUGAGUGUUCGAUCAUGCCGCAACUCUGCAAGCCCGGACGAUGCGUGGACACUCCUGUUGGAUUUACGUGCUUGUGCGACCACGGUUACGAAUACGACGCGACUUCCCAUCAGUGCCGCGAUGUCGACGAAUGCGGCACGAUCUCCACUCCAUGCCGCGGCCUAGCGCAGUGCGUCAACCUGCCCGGCGCCUACGAGUGCCGCUGCCCGCCCGGGUACCGCCUGUCGACCACCCUCGAUACCUGCGAAGAUAUCGACGAGUGCGCCGACCCGAGGCUGUGUGAGCAUGGGGACUGUCGGAACACGAUCGGAUCCUUCAGAUGCGAAUGCCGCCCCGGCUUCACGCUGCGCGACGGCUCGUGCCGCGACGUGGACGAGUGCGCGCGGCCGCGCCCCAUGUGCCGCAACGGCACCUGCGAGAACCUGCCCGGCUCCCACACCUGCCACUGCGACGAGGGCUUCAAGCCUGGCGCCAACAACGACUGCAUCGAUAUAAACGAAUGCCGCGAAGGAGGCAUGGUAUGCCGCAACGGCCGGUGCCGCAACACUCUAGGCUCAUUCCGCUGCGAGUGCUCCCCUGGCUACGCGCUCACGGGCGACGGCCGGAACUGUCGCGAUGUAGACGAGUGCGCUGAAACGCCGGAGCCUUGUGGGCGAGAGGGCGAGCCGUCUUGUACUAACACUAUGGGCAGCUACGAGUGUUCGUGUGGCAAAGGCUGGCGUUUGGUGAACAAACGCUGCGUGGACCGGGACGAGUGCCGCGAGAUACAGGACGUGUGCGCCGGCGGAGACUGUCACAACUUCAAUGGCGGAUACCGAUGCGAAUGUCCCGAAGGCUGGAGCUUCUACGAAGACCUGGCAAUCUGCGUAGACGAACGUAAAGAGCUGUGCUUCGACAACUGGUCCGCCGGCCGCUGCCACGAUGCGCGCCCUCUACAGCUCUCCCGACCUGAGUGCUGCUGCUCCGACGGUGCGGCUUGGGGUCGAAGGUGCGAGCGCUGCCCUCCGCCCGAAACACCUGAGUUCCUACGCAUCUGUCAGGGCGGCAUGGGUCGACCUAAUAUCACGCAGGACCUGAACGAGUGUGAGGUCCGUCCGGACAUCUGUCGCGGCGGCCGUUGCAUCAACACGGAUGGCUCGUUCCGCUGCGAGUGCCCUGACGGAUAUCAGCUGGACGCCACCGGGCUGGCUUGCGAGGACGCAGACGAAUGCCUCGUUGACCCGCGCAUCUGCGGCAACGGGACGUGCACCAACAAACCCGGAGAGUACGAGUGUACGUGCAACCAGGGCUUCAUGCAAGGACCUGAACAGACGUGCGUGGACAUCGACGAGUGCGCCGAAGGCAUGGCGGGCUGUUCCUUCCGUUGCCACAACACGCCCGGUUCAUGGCGAUGCGUGUGCCCGUACGGGUACACGUUAGCCGCCGACGGAACACAUUGUAAAGACUUGGAUGAGUGUGCUGCUGAACCUUCGCCGUGCCCGCACGCAUGUGAGAACGUCGUGGGGUCUUACAAGUGCACAUGUCCUGAAGGUUACCGCCGAACGUCCGCCCCGCACAACGCCGAGGACGCCUGCGAGGACAUUGACGAGUGCGAGGACGACUCUCGCUGCUCGCCCGGCGUGUGCGUCAACACGGACGGCGGGUACACCUGCGACUGCGACGCCGGCUUCGAGCUCAGCGGCGAUGGCACCGCGUGCAUCGAUCGACGCACAGGCCAAUGUUACCGCUCGCUGGUCGGCGGGCGCUGCGUGCCGGAGCCGUGGCCGCGCGCCGCCGCGCCGCCCGCGCCCAGUCAGGUCACCAAAGCGAUAUGCUGCUGUACACUCGGCGUAGCGUGGGGUUCGGAGUGCGAGCUCUGCCCUCAACCAGGCACCCAAGAACGUCUCGACCUCUGCACGCCUGAGAACCUCACCCCACCAGGGCAAGGUGGUAGCCACGGAGGCAGCGGUGGUACCGGUGGUGGUGGCGGUGGCGGGGGUGGCGGCACGGGAGGGGGAGACUCCAUGGUGGCACCAGAUAUAUACGGAGAUGUGGACGAAUGUGCCGCCAUGCCAGGGCUGUGUACGCCUGGCAGAUGCGUUAAUACUAUUGGCAGUUUCCGCUGUGUGUGUCCCCGCGGCUACAAGUCAGCUGACGGUAUCUGCGUGGACAUGGACGAGUGCGCAGCGCGCCCGCCGCCCUGCGAGCAGCUGUGCCGCAACACAGAGGGUUCUUACGAGUGCCUGUGUCGCACGGGAUACGAGGUUGACGAGGACGGAGCGAACUGCCGCGAUGUUGACGAAUGUGCCGCUGGUACACACACCUGCCAACAGACCUGCACCAACACCGAGGGGUCCUACGAGUGCUCUUGCCAGGAGGGCUAUGAGAAACGCGGCGAUGCUUGUAUCGAUGUGAAUGAGUGUCUCGAGGAAGGCGUGUGUCCGUCGCCGGGCAAAUGCGUGAACCUACUAGGCUCGUACCGCUGCGUAUGUCCCCGCGGGUUCCGCUUGGACCUGGAAGGCUCGCGCUGCCUGGACCGCGACGAGUGCGCGGACGGCCGCUGCCAAUCCCCGUGCCGCAACUAUGCCGGCUCCUACCGCUGCGACUGCCCUGCUGGUACAACACGAUCGUCAAGCGGUAUCUGCGUGCCGACGGAUGCGUGCGCUAGCGGGCCUUGUGGCUCAUCGCCUUGCUUCCCCGUUGGUGGCGCCUAUCGCUGCGGAUGUCCUGGAGGUUACGGCUGGGACAGCGGACAUGGCGUGUGUCUACAGUUGGCGGGCGGCUGCGCGACUGCAAGCUGUCUCUUCGGCUGCUCAGCAUUCGGUGACUCGUACCAAUGCGGCUGCCCCACCGGCUACCAGCUGGUCGGCGCCGGACACUGUCUGACUGCACUCGACGGCGCACUACCGCCGGAUGACAUCGGAGACGCGCCCGUCUUCCCGGUGCAAGACCAGUAUAGGAUCGGAGGAAAGAAUGAGCUCAUAUCUACGGAAGGAUGCUUCAGUUGCAAGAUGAAUGGUCGCAGAAGAAGAGCACCCGAUGAAGGCAUCGUGUACGCCAACGGAACCACAGUCAUGAGGCGGCGAAGACGCCGCUCGAGACGCCGCCGCUCACUACUUGAACCCGAUGCAGAGCUGAUAGUGGUCUCCGCAUCACCUCGUCAAACAUGGGGCCGGGCGCCUCUGCUGCGGCUGCUGCCGGCCGCUGGCGGCGGGCGGGCUCACUACAGGCUAGCCUACGGAGACCCGGACAGGAACUUUGUGCUCUCGCGCCGGGACGGCGGCUGGGCGUUGAGACUGCGAAGGCACUUGAAGCCUGACGCGGUACUUGAGCAACAACUGGAGCUUGAAGCCAGAUUCGUGACGCCGCCGAGCACCGGGCGGAGACGAAGGAGUGUCGACGCGUCAGUGCCCGCGCCGCUGCGGCUCUACGUAUCGGUCAGGAUCUCACCGCCGAAGCGCUGACCGCUUCACCCUACAGUAUACGCAACUAUGCUGAAUUCCUGGGUUCGUGCUUGAUAUCGAAGAUUAGUGAGGACUAAUAUCAUUAAAAUUAACAUAAUAUUUCUCAAAAAAUAACUAAUGAUCUAAAUGCACUGCCACGCCAAUUUAGAUUUAUAUGAAGUAACAGUUGUGUGUAUGAGGAAAAUGAGUAAAUAAAUAAUAAAUAAAAUCGAUACCAUGCCAUAAUAAAUGAUAAUAAUGUUUAAUAAUAUAGUAAGGUGGAUAUUAUCGAUAAUUUUGCCUGUUUGAUGUUACCAAUUUUGUUACAUUAAUAGAAUACUUUGUACGUGUUGUUAUUGGAUUUUUUUCAUUUUUGUUAUUUUUAUUGUGAUUAUUUUUCGUCACUUUACUUCCAGUUGUUCAGAAGAAAUAUUUUAUAAGCUUUAUAACGAAUCAAAUUUAUAUAUUGUCAUUUUAGUAACAUCAUUUACGAAAGUACCUAUCCUGCUAUAUGCUUAAGUGUCUAAUCUAAUAUAUACACAUCGAAUAUAAUGAAUUUUACCUACGUAUUAAGCAAACAAAUAAACUCCCUGUUUAUCAAAUAUUUGCCCGUGCCACGCGUAAUCGCGUUCUAGAAUUUUUUUUAUUAUAUUAUUGCCUUACGCGUGUAAUGUAUUAAAUCCAGUGACACAGAUCUGUGUCGCAGGUAUCGGAUUAGCAUUUCGGCAAGUCGCUAUAGACUCGCUUAAUGACGCUUGGCACGACCGAACGCAGAAGUUAAUCCACUCGCCGGCUCCGAGCCAAGCACUUUUUACGAUAACCGGGCCGUCUCGCCAGUAUUAAUGUGAGAUUGACUGCUUAAUUAAAACUUACGAACAAUCUUAUAUGUCUCACUCGUAGUAAUGUUUAAUUCUAUUUACUACAUUACUAAACUCUAAGACAAUCUUUGAACAACUCGUUAUACUCGUAACGAACGAUAUCGAAUAUCGAUAUUAUUAUUUCUGUUUGUUUCCCAUCACUACUUCCCCAGUGAUCUGAAAUUUUUGUAUAAGGAAAUACAAAGUGUUUGAACGCUUUGUAAUUAUUUUAUUUAGAUCUAAGAAAAUUAUUUAUUUUACAUUUCCAACUUGUACGCUUGAUUUUUACUUUUUGAGCCAUUUACAUUUUAGGAUUUGUAGACUGGAUCUGUUAAGAAACCGUUGGCCUUUUACACUAGUUUUAAAAGUACAAAAAUGCAAUAAACUUAUUUUGUAAAUAUGUGUAUACAAAUUAAUAAAAAUACAUAAUAUAAUUAUUAGUCCUAAGUAGUAUUAAUUACCAGUAAGCAUGAAUGUUAAGCUUUGACAGAGCGAAUGGAAAUAAAUAUUUUUUAUUUUAA